UCAUGUUCAUCCCAGACACUUUGAGAAGCUGCAUGGUGGAACCGGAUGUCUCGACUUAUCUGCAAGCUCCUUCCGUUGGACAGGUGCUUACAUUUUUAAAACAUCUUGUUUAUGUUCGCUGCUUAUGUGAGAAAUUGCUCGAUUUUACUUUGUAUAAUGCGUUCCGCUGCUGACUGAAUUUGUUUGCUAUUUUAUCGCAAAUCUUUAAAUAUGAACAUGUUCUACGUAGAAAAUGACGACGAAUGUGAAUUGUUUUUUUUUUUUUUUAUUUUAGUGGCAAUGGCGCGCAGCACGCGCGCUUUAAAUGCGCGUGUUUGGUGUUUUGUCAUAUAUAUGUCAUUUACCUGACUGAUCUGUUCUAUUUCGAGAUACACAUGUAGAAUUUAUUCGUGUUAUCCACUACAAUUUUUUUCUGCAAAUGCCGAUUAACUCGCAUGACAAAAAUUACAUGUACUGCGCAUUAAUCAAAUCAAGGCUUUGGUCGAUUCGCACGUCUUUUUACUACAAACUUAAGAUUUUAUGCAAAAUCACGAAUAUAGCAGCAGGAGAGCGUAUCAUGAAACUUGACCAGUUGACUAAUCGACCAAGUUUGACAAGAGGCAUUAAAAUAGAGAGGAACAGGCAGGAGGGUUAACAAAAAGGAGAUGUGGGAAUCGCUUGACGUAGCGUCGCGUCGCGCUGCGUCGCGUCGCGUCGCGUCGCGUCGCGUCGCAUCGCAUCGCGUCGGUUCGAGGGCAAAUCUAGUAAGCUAGGACAGAGGCUAUUAAUAACUGUUUAGGGUGCCGUACCUGGCCGCCGUGCGCGGUACCGUCCGCGUCUCGAUAUGCGGCGUUCCGACGACCGGCGUCUCAGUGUCGUCGCGACGACCAACGUUGUAUCCGUCGUUCCGUCAACAGCGAAACGUAGUUCGCAUACAAAUCUCGGCGCGCCAAAGCCUCUCUCGGGAUCCGAAAGAGCGCCCUCCUCCUAAGUCUCGUGUGCCCAACUCGUUUCGAUCAAAGUGUUCCCCACUGACAGAAAAAAAAAAAAAAAAAUCUCACCGGCUACAAUCUCUCUGUAUCAUGUGCUAUCGUGCCAAAGGUAUGGCGCUUUUUCCAAAUCUUCCAUCCGGUUGGAGUCUUAACGCAGAAAUGGCGCGGUGUGGCGUACUUCUCGAAAAAAUAUGGGAAAACUGUACCGUGUGCUUUAUAUAGAGCCAGAUGCUCGGACCAACACGGAUUCGUGCUACUAGUUUCUACUCAAAUUCGCACGAGCGGAGGAACGCUGUUAAUUUUAUGUCCAGUUUACUAAUCGUUCGUUACGUUUUCCACGUUUUCAAAUCGGUACAUCUUUGUUGCGCGUUCGUUCGUAGAAUUUAUUUGUUCGUAUAACGCAUUAUUCGCUGUACAAGUUUUGUAGCUCGUCGUUGCUACAGUGAUUCUUGUGGUCGCUCCGUCACUUCACUGUUUAUUUACCAUUUAUCAGGCAGAGAUUUUUUAUUUAUACAAUUUCUAUAACCGGGAAAGAUUGUGCUGUCCCAGCAUACGUCUAGAUAAUUUUUCGGUUGUAACUCGUGUAUUUUUUCGAAUGAGUUCGCGCCACGCAAUAUUGCGCGAAUAAGUACAGAAGAGGAAAAGGAGGAGGAAAAAGAGAAGAAGAAGAAGAAGGAGGAGGAGGUGGUGGUGUAGGAAAAGGUGGCGGAGGAGAAGGAGGAGGAGGAGACGGUGGUGGCGGAAGAAGGAGGAGGUGACGGACUCUAAUUUGAGUUCGCGAAUCGCUCGUACCUGACAAUGGAUGAGUUCCAUCCAUUUAUCGAGGCUCUUCUACCAUUUGUAAAGUCUUUCUCGUACACAUGGUUCAACCUACAAGCUGCCAAAAGGCGAUACUAUAAGAAACACGAAAAGCGGAUGAGCUUAGAAGAGGAACGUCAGUGUAAGGAGGAACUCCAGAACGAGAAGUUGGAAGUAAAACAGAAAUGGGCCUCGCGGCUUCUGGGAAAGUUACGGAAAGAUAUCACGCAAGAAUAUCGAGAGGAUUUUGUGUUGAGUAUUACAGGAAAGAGACCAGCGAUGUGUGUUCUGAGCAAUCCUGAUCAAAAGGGCAAAAUGCGUCGAAUUGAUUGUCUUCGUCAAGCGGAUAAGGUAUGGAGAUUGGAUCUAGUCAUGGUGAUCCUUUUCAAAGCAAUUCCAUUGGAAUCGACAGAUGGAGAACGGCUGGAGAAAACUGUGGAAUGUGCACAGCCGGGACUCUGCGUCAAUCCUUAUCACAUCAAUGUUUCCGUCCGGGAACUGGAUCUCUAUCUCGCCAAUUUUAUCACGAGUCAUGAAGUACUGAAUGGCAUCUGCAAUGCUAGUAAAGAAGAGGACAGGCGUCGAAAAGGUACAGGGUACCAUGAACUAUAUAACGGUGUCGUCUGCAAUGAUACGAUCCUUGCGACAGGUGUCUUCAGCUCCAAAGAGCUCUGGAUGCUUUCAAAAGCAUCCAUACUGCAUGACCUCAGCGACAUGCAGCCUCAAAUAAACGCGAUCAAAAUAGAGCACCCGCCGUACUACUGCAGCAGCUACACCCCACCAUCCGCAGCCACGACCGCGGAUCACGUUCAGCCGGCGGCUAGCUUCAGUCCACCACCGGUUCAUCAACUAAUAAGGAACGAUAAGACUGAAAAACCGCCGACAGUCACGGUUUCGAGCGCACCAACAUUUUCGUCAGUCCUCAGGCCAGAAGAUGGACACCGUGGAAUAGAAUCUCCGCAUUCGCAAACGGGAUUGCAUUCACCUCACGAGGGACUAACUGGUGGUUCUGGUCAAAGCAUGCCUGGACUCGCUUAUUAUCAGCCAGAGCACUCCGGAUCUACAGGGGUAGUGAAGUAUCCCGAAAAUGGACACGAUACUCUUUCGGACUUUGUGACAUUUGUCUGUCAAGAAGCUGAGAACACCCAACAAUUGUCCCAGACACAAUUAACCGGACCACGCACCGGUAUACAGAAAUUUCCGCAGUAUUAUCCGAGUUCGAUGUUGCCGCCGCCACCACCCGCUCCUAUGGCCAGACCAGUAGCGAUAAUAAGAUCAACGGGUGAGCUGACAGCGACAACUGCCAACUCGCCACCAACAUCAUCCACGUCACCUACUGAUUCAGCCGAACUAGGGCCUAAUCAGGAACAAAUGACUACCGCGGCAACGGUAGGUCUCGUCAGUUCUGCUUGCCAAAAUUCUGUCGAACCUACUGGACGGAAGAGUCCUGCCAGAAUUCUUGUUACACCGCACACCACCAGCAGAGAAUAUACAUUUGCUCAUUUUCAUUCACAACCCGGACAGCAAAUUUUCACGUAUCCAACCAUCAGCUCAAUGUCAGGGGUAAUUUCGCCGACUAACUUGUCUCUAUUUUCAUCUCCUGUCUCGGUUACAAGACCGGUAGCCACUCAAAGAUCGGUCUCUAAUGUCCCACCGCGUUGGAAUACCGCACCAUUUAUCAAUUUGGAAGAUGAUUAUAACAUGAUCGCUCCAAUCAUCGCUGGUACUACCAGCGAUCCUCCAACUGUUAUGGAGGAAGAACGAUAUUUUCAUCCUGUGCAUACGAGUGGCGUAGUAGACAAAAAUAGCAGUGGUAAUUUAAUAGGCAACGAACUCGGAGUAAACACAGAUCCCGCAUCACAUCAUCACCAACAACAACAUCAACAACAACAGCAGCAGCAGCAGCAUCAGCAGCAACAGCAGCAGCAACAGCAGGCACAGCAACAACAAUCGUCUUCGCAACAGCAGCAACAAGUAAUGACAGAUAAAUCUGGCGGGCCUAAAUCUCCUCCGUGACAGUGGAGUCUGGGAACGGAAAAUCUCGAAAAACUCGCGAAUUCAUCCUGUUUGUCGGGAUCGGUACUUAGCAUCGCGUAUAAUUAUCCUGAAGUUACAACUGAAGCUUACUUUGAAAGUAAUUGUCAGGAAGCUAUGCCUCGUAUUCAAUUACGUGAUUUAAACUUGCGAAAAAUAGAAUACUUACGAGUUUCAUCUUAAUCCUACAUAUUAAAAUGAGAGAAUAAGAAUGCUUUUCGAAGAAUGCAAUUGAGAAAAGACAAAGUCCGUUCUAUUCAUAUUUAUUGGGAUGAAUUGGUAUUAUAUAAAAUUUCAUAUGACAACUUCUAAUCAAGUAUUCUAUAGUAUAGUUUAUUGCGGUAGAAUUCGCGACGCUUGGAAUAGCCAUAAGGUUAACGUCGCCAUGUAUGCCUUAUUCUGCUCGAGAACAGAAAUCUACACACAAUGUCAUACGAAAUAUUGUUCAAGCUAUAGUGUAACGUAUUUAGAUGAAAUAACAAAACCUCAGCCAAAGUUUGAUGUAAAUAGUUGAACACAGUAUAAUUAUUGUGAAAUAUUUGACCUAUGGUCAAUUACGUAAAUUAUAUAAAUUGAUACACGGUCCACGAUUUAUAGAUGAUGAUUUGAAUCGUUUUCUUUUUAUUUCUUUGUUUCCUUCCCCCUCUCUUUCUCUCUUUCUCUAUAUUUUAUCCAUAUAUUCUAUGGCUCAAGAUAUACAAAUGAUGAGAAUAGCUCAAGAUUCCUCGUUUAACAAUAUUUUCGACAUUCGUAAGCGCGAUUGUAAUGCGAUAUAGUAUUCUUUCAAUGCUGUAUUAUAAUAAAAAAGAUUCGUUAUUUUCAUAGUGAAAUUAUAAUGAUAUGCAAACAUGUUCUUUCUACAUAAAUACGAAAUUGUAAUACUCUUUUAUAUAAAUAGCAUUUUGUAUUUGGCAAUAAUUAAGGGAGAUCUAGAAAUUAGAAGUUUUAUUUAUUGUGUAAAAACGAAAAUAUAUUAUUAGAGCGUUUAUUUAAUUUUCAAGCACGAAAUACUUUUUGUUCUCAUUGUCUUUUGAAAAUUUUUCGAAAGAUCGCAUAUUUUGAUAUUUGAUACUAGAAUAGAAAAUAAUAUAUGUAUCGAUUCUUUGUAUAUUUCAAAGUUUCAUCUUUCUGCCGAAAAAUUAUUCUUACACAUUUAUUUUAGAUUUUGCAUUAUAUUUUUGGAGCAUAUGUACAAAUUCAUGUAUUUCUAUAGUUUCUUGUGUACUAUGUAUUAAUAAUGUACAUUGGCAAGUAAAUACGAAUGUAGCUUGAACAAAUAAAAUUUGUAAUCUUGUGUAUCGUG
Pogonomyrmex barbatus (red harvester ant) is the source of this 5106-nucleotide messenger RNA. RefSeq names its product Nuclear factor I (gene NfI). Gene Ontology annotation, cellular component: nucleus. The record is from RefSeq and is a predicted model, not a curated record. NCBI's taxonomy places the organism in Eukaryota, Metazoa, Arthropoda, Insecta, Hymenoptera, Formicidae. Gene Ontology annotation, molecular function: DNA-binding transcription factor activity, RNA polymerase II-specific; RNA polymerase II cis-regulatory region sequence-specific DNA binding. Gene Ontology annotation, biological process: regulation of transcription by RNA polymerase II.